AUGUUGUUUUCAUCAGCCAGGGAAAUUCGACGUAAAGAAGUUAUGGAACGACACCAAGUACUAGAAAGAAUAAUUGAAACUAUUAAGUGUAUCGGAAAAAAUAGUAUGAGUUACAGAUCUCAUACAAAUGAAUCUUCAUAUACUUUAGAAAAUAAUAAUGUGAGUCUUGGCAACUUUUUAGAAAUAUUAUGUUUAAUAUCAAAAUUUGACGAUGUUUUAAGACUUCAUUUAGAAAACGUAAUUAAUAAAAGCAAAAACAGACUUGAAUCAAAUUCUAGUAUAACUAAAGGCAGAGGAAAUCUUAUCACCUUCAUUUCAAAAACUACAGUUACAUAUAUCAUACAAAUACUUAAAUCAUUAAUACAAGAAAACAUUGUAGCAGACAUAAAAGAAGCAGGAAUAUACUCUAAUAAUAUCUCUAUCCCCUCAGGUGUCCCACAGGGAGGUCAUAUUUCGCCACUACUUUUUAUAUUGUACAUGAAUGACGUUGGCUUAGUUUUUAAACAUACACAGUUUAGUAUGUUUGCCGAUGAUUUAAAACUAUUUUAUAAUAUUAAUUCAUUAGAUGAUGGCUCUAAAUUACAAGACGACUUUGAUAAUUUCAAAGCCUGGUGCUAUAAUAAUGGUUUACAAGUUAACAUUAAUAAAUGCAAUUCCAUCUCUUUUUUUCGUACCAAAUCUCCGCUCAAUAUUGCUUAUUACUCCUACAAUUACCUUUUACCUAAAGUGGACUCUAUUGAAGAUCUUGGAGUUAUUUUUUCUAGUUCACUCUCUUUUACUGCGCACAUUCAAUCAAUAACUAUAAAAGCAUCACGAUCACUUGGCUUUAUUAUCAGAAACACUCGCGAUUUUAAUAACAUUGUAUCAUUAAAAAUUCUUUAUUUUUCUCUAGUACGUUCCAUACCUGAAUAUUGCUCCAUUUUGUGGAACCCUUACCAACUUGUAUGGAUAAAUAAUCGAAAGAGUUCAAAAUAA
This is a messenger RNA of Macrosiphum euphorbiae (potato aphid), 975 nucleotides long. NCBI's taxonomy places the organism in Eukaryota, Metazoa, Arthropoda, Insecta, Hemiptera, Aphididae. The record is from the annotation of a GenBank genome assembly.